Molecule: messenger RNA, 6267 nt
Organism: Cygnus atratus (black swan)
Lineage: Eukaryota; Metazoa; Chordata; Aves; Anseriformes; Anatidae
Gene: DCLK1
Product: doublecortin like kinase 1
Exons: 7
Coding region: 347-1438 (363 amino acids)
Biological process (GO): axoneme assembly; intracellular signal transduction; protein phosphorylation
Cellular component (GO): neuron projection; axoneme
Molecular function (GO): ATP binding; microtubule binding; protein kinase activity
Source: RefSeq, a predicted model, not a curated record
AGCGGCGGGGAGAGGCUGCUGCGGAGAGCCGCAUGUCAAUGAGGGCCGGGCUAAUGCAAAUCACCGCCAGCGGCAGCAGCCGAAGAAAGGCGAAGCAGCUGCAGCCCGGGCUUCCUCCCCAGCAGCGCUCUGCAGCCGGGGGAGGCGUAACAAAGGCGCCCGAGCCGCUUGCCGCGGCCGCUCCCGCGAUCGUAGCCGGGUGGUCGCCGGCGGCGGGGGGGAAGGCGCCGCUCUUUAGCCGCCUCCCAGCUCGCUUCGCCGCCGCCUCCUCCUUCCCUCCGCGCCCCGCCGGCUGGUCCGAGGGAGAAGCGCUCGUCGGGCUGCGGAGAGCAGAUUGAACUUCAAGAUGUCCUUCGGGAGAGAUAUGGAGCUGGAGCAUUUUGAUGAGCGUGAUAAAGCGCAGCGGUAUGGCAGAGGGUCCCGGGUGAAUGGUUUGCCUAGCCCUACCCACAGUGCCCACUGCAGCUUUUACCGAACCCGUACUCUACAGACCCUGAGUUCUGAGAAAAAAGCCAAGAAAGUUCGCUUCUAUCGUAACGGAGACCGGUAUUUCAAAGGGAUUGUGUAUGCUAUCUCCCCUGACCGGUUUAGAUCUUUUGAAGCUCUGCUGGCUGAUCUGACCCGAACUCUGUCUGACAAUGUGAAUCUGCCCCAGGGAGUGAGAACAAUCUACACGAUUGAUGGCUCCAAGAAGAUUUCCUCCUUGGACCAGCUAGUAGAAGGGGAAAGCUAUGUAUGUGGUUCAAUAGAACCCUUCAAGAAACUGGAGUACACGAAGAAUGUAAACCCAAACUGGUCAGUGAAUGUUAAGACAACCUCUACUUCUCGCUCGGUGCCGUCUCUUGCCACUGCUAAAGGAGGUACUCCAGAUGCAAAGGAAAAUAAGGAUUUCAUUAGGCCUAAACUAGUCACUAUCAUCAGGAGUGGAGUGAAACCGCGGAAGGCAGUCCGGAUUCUCCUUAACAAGAAGACAGCACAUUCAUUUGAACAGGUUCUUACUGAUAUAACUGAUGCCAUCAAGCUGGAUUCAGGGGUGGUCAAACGCUUGUACACACUAGAUGGAAAACAGGUGAUGUGCCUUCAGGAUUUCUUUGGCGAUGAUGACAUUUUUAUUGCAUGUGGACCGGAAAAGUUCCGUUACCAGGAUGACUUCUUGCUGGAUGAAAGUGAAUGCCGGGUGGUGAAAUCUACUUCCUAUACCAAAAUAGCUUCAAGUUCACGUAGGAGUACCACCAAGAGCCCGGGUCCAUCCCGACGCAGCAAGUCUCCUGCUUCUACCAGCUCAGUGAAUGGAACCCCUGGUAGCCAACUUUCUACUCCCCGCUCUGGGAAGUCUCCAAGCCCAUCUCCCACCAGCCCAGGAAGCCUACGGAAACAGAGGGACCUGUAUCGCCCACUCUCCUCGGAUGAUUUGGAUUCAGUAGGAGACUCAGUGUAAAAGAGAAAAUGGAACAAUGUUUAUGGUUUGUGAUUUGGUGAAGGUUUAACAUUUUUAAAGAGAAUAGCUGCUAAUUUACAGUAAUAGUGAAUCACACAAAAGAGUUUUGCAUAUUUAAUAUUAAAAACACGGGGCCAAAUUAAUUCUAGCGUGCGGGGGUAUUUUUGGCUUUACCACUGCAUUUUAAUGCAAGAAUUUGUAAUGAAUGAGCCAUUGAAUAUGCCCAUCAAGUACAAAACAGCAUUGUGCACACUUUAAGCAAUGGAGAUUGAAUAAGGUGAAUAUAACGCACAAAUCCAUAGUGGGCACAUUUAUGAAUAGCACUCUUUUUAUCAUCAGAGGUACUGAUUAUAUGUUCUGUUUUUAACAUAGGUAUCUUUAUUCAUUUUGAUACGAACAGUUAAUGAAUGCUUUGCUCUUACCAAUGAAUAGGUAAAAUGCAGGAAAGAAAAAGCCUGCCAUAUUAAACUGCUUGUACCACGCUGUCUGAACCCAACACAAACAUUUGGAGCACUCUCGUUCCUUUCAGAGUUUAGUCUUUUUAACUAAGUGAAAGGAAAAAGAAGAAAUCUUGUGUGGUCGCAGAACAGAAAGUAAAUGCUUUCAAAGCAAAGUUAAAGUUCUCUUUUUACAUUUUGGUGAGUGUAAACAGAUGAGUGGUCACAGGCAACAUGAAUGUUUUACCUUGCAAGAGCUGUAAAUACUGAUCAUCCUCGUGUUGCAAGUAAAUACGGAUGCAUUUCUAAAAGAGGAAAUAGGUGGGCCUGCUGGCUACCACUGUAAUCUGACACACGUAUGUUGACACCUUUUGGUAAAACACAUUUUGCCUGAGAAACCUGUGGUUAGUUUCACUUAUGUUAAGGACAUGAACAUUUUUUUUGUUGACUUGCUGUAAUAAGGCAGUUGAUGCCAUUUUAAAAUGAAAGCACCAGAAAUGGCGGUGUUGUAAAUCAUCCUCCUGCUGACCUAAUUUCUCUGCUUUCAUAAUUUCUAGAGGUGGUCGUUUUGUACAGCAUGAAUAUGCAAAACUCCUUUAGUGUUAAAGUAGGUCAUGCAUUAUAACCUGUUGCUUAACAAAUAUCUACUAAUGUUAUUUGUUUUCUGCUGCUUUAUUGUGAUAAUUUUAGUUGACUACAUUAAUUUACAUAAUAGCAAUAUUUCCUAUUGUAUGUUGCAUAUUCCUUUAAUAUUUAUCUGUUGUAUUUAAGCCCAUAGUGUAGUGAUGACACACUGUUCCUGUUUCAUACACUUCUUUUUAGUAUCUUAAAUACUAAUCGUUUAAGAAUUAGAAAUUAGUGUGAUUCUGAUCCUCAGCAAAAAUCUAUAGAGAUUAUAUUUUUGAUCUACUUAGUGAUGAUUUAAUAUAUUUUGAAAGCAGGCAAAUUUACUUAAUAGAAUAAAAUGGUUAGCUGCCACAUGCCAACUUUUAAAUACAGUGAAAUAAUUUCUUUACACUUAUUUGUCCAUAAUAAAAUUCAGCAGCUGAAAAGUGUUGGCAUGUGACGUAAAGGCUUCACUGUAUCAUUAUUGUUUUCUUUAUGGAGGAUAUUUACAAAAACGAAUAAAUGGGCAGCAGAAUACAAAACUUACCUUCUCUGUUUUCCAUACUUGGUUCCAGUAUCACCUGGAGGGAAAGUCAUUCAUCUGGCAGGUUUGCUGAAGCAGUUAGGUCAUUUCAGUUUGAAAUGCAUGUUUUGCCAUUCCUGCUUCAGACUUCGGAUUUAAAACUGCUUCCAGCAAUAGGAGCAGUCCCCCUCACAUACUCCGAUCACAGGGCUGUCCUGUUCUACUGAAAAAGUGCACAGCUGUGAAGUUACUUGCAUUUUUGCCUGUUAGGAGGGAAUGUCUUAGUAAAAUGUAUUACUUAAUCCCAAGAAGCCUGUAUUACGUUAAGGUGCAUUGGGAUCAGCUUCCAAAAAUUCAGAGAACUCCACCAGACUGAACAAAACACGUACUGACUUUUUGCAAAUUGCUUUUUCGUGUAAAGAAAAUAAAUUCCAGGAAUUUUAUUUUUCCUCCCCUCUUCUUUAUAGACUACUGCUGCUUAAGGCAGUUUAUUAAGAAUGUUUGCUCUGCACAGAGAGCCCAGCUUGCCAGCAAACAGGCAUGGCGUGGCUUUGCCUAGCUGUGGAAAAGAAAAAUGGAAAAAUCAGUAAUUGUUAUCAUAGCGAGUUUUCCAUCAACGCUGUUGCAAAGAAUAUGCUAGCCUAUAACAUUUAAUCAUUUCAACAUAUGACUUGUAUUAAGGGGCAAUUCAGGGGCAAUAUGUAUCAUUAAUAUUUCAUUUAAGGAAUGAAAGUCCCUUAGAGAUUGAAAAGGUACACUGUUUAUAGACUUUGAGAUCCCUUUUGUGUGGAAGGUAAUUCCCAUUAUACAUGAGCAGAAAUGAAAUGUUUCUUUUGAGCAAGACCAGAAGGUUUCAGGUUAUUGGUGAAACUGAAAUUGUGUUUCAUGAUGCUGUAGUUCUACUCACAACAGCACGGGUUUUAGUUUGUCCCUAGAUUUCAUCAGCUUCAUUAAAUAACAGAAUAGCUCAAGUAACUUUAUAGUGUUUGAACCUCUCAUAGUUCUCUGUAUGCUGCAUUAUUUGUGCCUACUGUCAGGUGAUUAUGAUGUAGCUAAAGAGUUUCGUAUAGAUCGUGAAUGCUUUGCUCCCCUUUGAGCUUUUUGAAUAUGUGUUUAUUUCCCUAAUGCUUUCUGCAACUUUCUGGAUUAUUUUUAAUCUCUUUCCUUUUUUCUUUUCUGCAACAAACAGUUCACAUGUGAAGCACAGAAUGUGUGUGUAUGUGUACAUUUGUGCACGCACGCACACACAAAUACAUACAUUAAUGGCUACGAAAUCCAUGCACAGUUAAGUCACAUAUUUGGCUUCUUUAAAUGAGUAUGUGGGGAAAAUAUAUGAUGGGAAGUUGUUCAUCUUGUGGGAUUCGCUUCAGCUCUGUUCAAGCUGAUGGAGCUGUACCGAUCUCUCCCUGCUGAGCAGUUCCCCUUAGGAAUCCUACACAAUUUUAAGAGAUCUCACGUACAAACGAGGGCAUAGUUCUGCUCCGUUUUAAGUUGGUGGCAAAACCAUGAUUGACUUCAAGGUGGGAAGGAUAGGACCUUAUGCACAAAGUAUAUAUACACUGACAAAACAUUAACCAUAAAGCUGAAAUGGUUAUUAUUUUGACAUGGUUAUUUUGACAUGGUCAGACCUGUAUCUCCUCAUCAACUGCACCGCUCUGCAGUGUAAUUGUUAAGUCAUGCAAUGUUAGAAGUUGGUUCUUGUUGUUGUUGUUGAUAUCAAUAAAAUUGUUAACAUUCACAAUCCUUUGUGAAAAUUGUUUUUCAAUUUUUAAAAUAAUUCAGGGACAGCACAUUACAUUUGGUUAGCUUUCCCUUCAAGCCAUUUCCAUAGGCUGUAAAAUAAAAAAUUCUGGGGCAUUAAUACUGUGAAUAUAAAUGUGCAUUAUAAAAAGGGAUACAUAAUGUUAAACAGUCUUGAAGAACACAUGGGUUUGAGAUUGUUUGACUUAACAAUUCAAAUAAACAGUAAUGUUUAGUUUUACAGUUGUGUAUUUCGCACUGCAUUUUGAACUUUCUGUAGUGUAGUAUGUUACAGAAAAUGUUCUCCAACUCUAAAAGUUAAAACUAAUUAACAGUAAUAUAGAAAAGAACCUCUGAUCAACCCAGGUUGCCUGUUUUGUCAAAAAUAGUAGAAAAAUAAACGAAAAAUCUUUACGGUGCUAAAUUACCUUGUCACUUGAUGAAUACUGAGAUUAAUGUCAUCUAUGCUUUUUCUUGUAUACAGCCUAAUACAAGAUUGCUCUUAAUUUAAUCUUCACUUUCAGUUCAUCUGUUAGUGAUAGCACGAGAUCUUGUGAGUUAUCAAGAGGAAAACAAACUUAUGUUACUCAGCCAGCAGUAGCUUUACAUGCAGGUAGCAGGAAGCAAGUGAUGGUUGCAUUCUUUUGAAAGAGGUGUAAUGCCUCACAAGCAAAUCGCUCUGUUCACAAGGCAGUGUUACUCCGAGCUGUGCUUGCUGUAGUAACACCUUUUGACUGGCUUGUUUUGCCUCUUUUCACUGUGCACCUGAUUUUUCGGGGCGGCUGAGUGCCCUAACUCCCCACCGAAGUCAAUGGAUAUGUAGAUACAUGUGUUCUGUACGCACAAUUUAAUAGAAGGGUUAAAAACACACACAGAGCCUGCAUACGUACUUGUAUGCAUUUUAGUGUCCGUGUUUGUGCAUGUUGAUUAUAUUAGAAUUUGCUUAAAUUAACCCUCAGCAGUGAAGUAUGACAAAAGAUAUACUGUAUUCAGCGUGUGCUUGUUGUCUGAUGUUACAUGAGGUAAUUAGUUUGUGGUUUGCCCUACGAUACAGUGUUUUGGAGUUUGAGCUGUAGUGAAAGAGGAGCUACCAAUGUUUGUGCUAAGACCUCUUCUUUUUGUUAGUUGCACUAUGAUCUUGUAAAUAUUGGCACAUUUCCAACAUAAGUUUAAGAUUUUACAAAGUUAUGCAUACAAUUAUUUUUUUUAAAGAAAAGUGCUUGGAUAUUUGCUUUUUAAAAUAUACCGUUUUUGUAUUAAUGUGAUGCAGGAAACCAAAAAGAUAGCUGUUGAUUUAUCAGCAAAAAAAUAUGUUAAACUUGCAAAAAUAAAUGCCGAUGAAUGUUUUAUUUAAUAUAAUCAGCUGAAGAAAAUCACCUUCAUUUUUGUGCCAUUGUUUCAUCAUACUGUGUUGUACUUGUGUUUCAUAUUUGACCAUGUCAUCCUGGUUGCAAUUUGUUGUUUCGCUAGAUUUAACAUUACUGUAGAUUAUUGUAAGCGAUGUAAUAAAUAUAUUUAAAAAA